AUGCACGUCUUCAGUCAAGGGUCAAAAGCUUACUCUGGCAAAGGCUCAUCUGUAAUAGGACCGAAAAACAUGCGGACUCACCUUAUCGCUAUCGUUGAUCAUGAAAAGCGUUCGCGCGGCUGGACUCCAUAUUUUCUUUUUUGGUUUGACCGGGCCGAACUGUUGAUUGAAAGUAUCUUAUCGACUUCUACGUCAAUGGCACAUGUGCAGGACUGCGACUCAUCUAGACCCGCCAUCACAUCUUAUACUGCAUCCCAGAUUGUCACCGAGGCUGCACCGGUCGUUGUAAAAGCGCUCAAUGUCGGACAGAUGAAACGUCUUCUUGCUUCUCUUCUCUUUACCGCAGUCGUUGAGGGUCAUGAGUUUUUUAUAGGCCGUAUUUACGCGUUUCUCAUUGAGCAUCCGACUAAGGGAGGGGUUGUGUACGGCCUCGGAUUACGCAAGGGUUGCGAGAGAUUGUCUCGUGCUGUGUAUGGACAUAUCGCGGGUUUACUGUCGGUGGAGAUCUGCGAAGCAUUAAAGCCGUCAUAUUGUGGAGAUGUUCCUUCCCCCCCUGCGCUAAUGGCAUUCUCGCUCAAGCUCAUCAUUCAUGAAAACGCAGGUGACAUGUCCAAAAUUCCCUCGGACCACCGAGCUCGUUGGUUCGAAUCUCAGAACUUUACCCCAACGCUACCGAAUCCUAAGUUGCGUACGUUUCCAUAUGCGGAAAUUCUCGGCGGACGAAAAGCGACUGAACUACCUGCCCUUCUUACAGGCACAUCCAGCUUUAAAUAA
Messenger RNA from Guyanagaster necrorhizus, 774 nucleotides. RefSeq lists its product as uncharacterized. The transcript is spliced from 4 exons. NCBI's taxonomy places the organism in Eukaryota, Fungi, Basidiomycota, Agaricomycetes, Agaricales, Physalacriaceae. The record is from RefSeq and is a predicted model, not a curated record. Bases 1 to 774 code for a protein of 257 amino acids.